CACUAAUUUGCGCGCGCGUUUGUUUAAAACUUGAUCAAGUUUGAAACUGAAACGAGAAGAAGUAGAAGAUUGACGAAAAAUGGAGGGAAAGUCGAUGAAAUCGGAAUCACAAUCAGAGAGUGCGAUUCUACUCACCAAAAUCAAAGAAUUCACUCGAGGUUUACUGGUGAAUCUCAGCAACGGAAAUUCACCGAUCAUUCUCAUCGAUCGAUUCAGAAAUCACUGUACCCUUCCAGAUUCCAACUGUUUCUGUAGUUCCAAUUUGCCGUGUGGCAAGGAAGUUCUCACACUUUGCAAGGAAACGCACGUUCAUAGACUAGAUGUCAUGUUGAGAGUUCUGCUGAUUGUUCAGAAGCUUUUGCAAGAGAAUAAACAUAGUUCCAAGAGAGAUAUUUAUUACAUCCAUCCAUCUGUGUUUUUGAACCAAUCAGUUGUGGACCGUGCUAUUAAUGACAUAUGUGUCCUUAUGCAGUGCAGUCGCCAUAACCUCAACGUGGUUUCUGCCGGGAAUGGUUUAGUUAUGGGCUGGAUACGAUUGGUUGAAGGAAAAAAGAUAUUUGACUGCAUCAGUUCUCCCAACACCGCCCACCCUAUUCCUGUUUAUGUUGAAGAAAUUAAAGAUGUCGUAAGUGUUGCUCAUUACAUAUUAGUUGUUGAGAAAGAAUCAGUUCUCCAGAGAUUAGCAAAUGACCAGUUCUGCAAUGCAAACCGUUGCAUUGUCAUCUCUGGAAGAGGCUACCCAGAUAUUCCUACAAGAAGGUUUUUGUGGCUUCUGGUUGAGAAUUUGCACAUACCUGCUUAUUGCUUAGUGGAUUGUGAUCCUUAUGGAUUUGAUAUCUUAACCACUUAUAGGUUUGGCUCAAUGCAAAUGGCUUAUGACACGAAACAUCUUCGUGUCCCAGAGAUAUACUGGCUUGGAGCUUUUCCUUCAGAUUCUGAGAGAUACUUUGUUCCAAAGCAGUGCCUCCUUCCUUUGAAUGCCGAAGAUAAGAGAAAAAUUGAAGCCAUGUUGCUUAGGUGCUACCUGCAAAGAGAGGUCCCACAAUGGAGAUCCUAUUCUUGCUAACCAAAAAAAUGGAAGUUAGAAGCAAGUUAGUUUCUUUACUUUGAGAAAAUCUCUUAUAAAAUGAUCAUGUGUUAUCAAACCCCAAAACUUUAUGUAUAUCAAACAAAGCAUAUAACUCUUCAAAUAAUAUUGUGAACCAAUACAACCACAAAGAUUCCCCUCUUCUCGGUUUUCACGAACUCAUGCAACACUUUUUAUUCAUCAA
Lathyrus oleraceus (garden pea) is the source of this 1271-nucleotide messenger RNA. Its product is annotated as meiotic recombination protein SPO11-1. The coding region runs from base 80 to 1066 and encodes 328 amino acids. NCBI's taxonomy places the organism in Eukaryota, Viridiplantae, Streptophyta, Magnoliopsida, Fabales, Fabaceae. Gene Ontology annotation, molecular function: DNA binding; DNA topoisomerase type II (double strand cut, ATP-hydrolyzing) activity; ATP binding. The transcript is spliced from 15 exons. The record is from RefSeq and is a predicted model, not a curated record. Gene Ontology annotation, cellular component: nuclear chromosome. Gene Ontology annotation, biological process: reciprocal meiotic recombination; meiotic DNA double-strand break processing; meiotic DNA double-strand break formation.